AUGGCAGCUGCCUUGGAGCAGUUCUGUGGCUCUGUUUUCUGGAACUCCUCUUUCCUGGAUCGUGACGAUGCUGACCUGCCACUCUGCUUUGAGCAGACUGUUCUCACCUGGGUCCCUCUGGGGUUUGUCUGGCUCUUUGGUCCAUGGCAGCUUCUCCCUAUGUGCAGAUCCAAGAGAAAGAAAUCAUCAGUCACUCGCAUUUACUUCACUAAGCAGGCACUGACUAUUCUUCUCUUACUGUUGGCACUAACUGAGCUGAUCUUCACCAUUGUCCAAGACUUAGGGCAACAAUCAACCGCUACCAGUCAAACUCCUGCUGUCCAAUACACAAAUCCUGUACUCUAUGUCAUCACUUGGCUACUUGUUUUGUUGAUCCACUAUAGUCGUCGCUUUGGCACACGCAGAGACUCAUGGACUCUCUUCCUCUUCCUCAUCCUUUCUGUGCUCUGCGGCAUGUUUCAGCUGCAGACUCUGAUUCGGCAAGCAGUUCAGGGCUCCAUCUCUGACAUACCGCGUUUCUGCCUCUUCAUUCUCUCCUAUGGGAUUCAAUUAUUCUUGGUGAUCAUCUCUGCAAUUUCUGACAUUGCCCCUGAAAUGAAGGAAGCUGCAAAGAAGAACCCAGAAAUCACAGCUUCCUUCCUGAGCUUCAUCACUUUCCACUGGUACAACAGGAUGUUGCUGAAAGGCUAUAAGAAGCCAUUGGAGAUGGAUGACCUAUGGGACUUGAAAGAUGCAGACAAGACAAGUCUAGUUUCAGGCACAUUUGAGAAGAACAUGCAAGCUGGCAUUAAAAAGGCCCGGCGGGAACUGGAGAUCCGGCACCGCAGGAGGAGACAUAGGUCACCAAUUAAUGACCAAAGGAAUGGCUUAAGCAAGGCCCAGAGUCAGGACGCAUUGGUUCUGGUAAACCAAAAACAGAAGAAAAAGAGGGUCAAAGGAGAUGCCAGAGGAGACUACACAAAGUCCUGGCUGCUUGUUGCUCUGAUGGAAACCUUUGCUGAGAACCUUCUGAAAUCAGUGGCUUUUAAGCUGGUGUAUGACUUGCUGGUGUUUGUGAGCCCACAGUUGCUGAAGCUGAUGAUCUCCUUUGUGUCGGAUCAAGAGGCCUACAUUUGGCACGGCUACCUCUAUGCAGUGCUGCUGUUUGCGACUGCGCAAGUGCAGACUUUCUGUCUGCAGCAGUAUUUCCUCCUCUGUUUCAACCUGGGCAUGAAUGUUCGCACCUCACUUAUGGCUGCCAUCUAUAAGAAGGCCCUCACAGUCUCCAAUGUCAUGCGCAAGGAAUCUACUGUUGGUGAGACAGUGAACCUGAUGUCCGCAGAUGCCCAGCGUUUUAUGGACUUUACAAACUUCGUGCACCAGCUGUGGUCAUCUCCACUGCAGAUUGCACUGUCUAUUGUGUUUCUGUGGGGAGAGUUGGGCCCAUCCAUGCUUGCUGGGAUCGGAGUCAUGGUGCUGCUUCUCCCCAUCAAUGCUGUGCUGGUCACCAAGGCCCGGGCCAUCCAGAUGCAGAACAUGGCAAACAAGGACGAGCGUUUGAAAAUAAUGAAUGAAAUUCUCAGUGGCAUAAAGAUUCUGAAGCUGUUUGCCUGGGAGCCAUCAUUUGAGCAGCGAAUCGGACAGAUCCGGGCACGGGAGCUGAAGGGGCUGCUGAAAUUUUCCUACCUGCAGGCGAUUUCCAUCUUCCUCUUCACUUGCGCUCCUGUCAUAGUCUCUGUGGUAACAUUUGCGGUUUAUGUAAUGGUGGGUGAGGAGAACGUCUUAGAUGCACAGAAGGCCUUCACCUCUAUCGCUCUCUUUAAUGUGCUGCGCUUCCCCCUCACCAUGCUCCCUCUGGUGCUCUCCUCCCUGGUGCAGGUCACCGUAUCUACAGAGCGGCUUGAACGGUACCUGGGAAGUGAUGACCUGGACACUUCCGCAAUAUGGCAUGACCCCGACCCUGACUGUGCUGUGCGUUUUUCUGACUCUUCCUUUGCCUGGGAACGGAACUCUGAUGCCACCAUUAGAGACAUAACCCUGAAAAUUCCACAUGGGCACUUGGUGGCUGUAGUGGGGGCUGUGGGAUCUGGAAAAUCCUCUUUGUUGUCAGCCAUGUUGGGUGAGAUGGAGAACAUCAAGGGGCAUGUCAAUAUUCAGGGCUCCGUGGCAUAUGUGCCUCAACAGGCAUGGAUUCAGAAUGCCACACUGAAGGACAACAUCCUUUUUGGGUCACCCCUUGAUGAAGCCCGAUACCAACAAGUGCUAGAGGCAUGUGCCCUACUUCCAGACCUGCAGCUGCUUCCCGGAGGAGAUCUUACAGAGAUUGGGGAGAAGGGAAUUAACCUAAGUGGAGGCCAGAAACAACGCGUUAGCCUGGCUAGAGCUGUAUACAACAAUGCAGAUAUCUACUUGCUGGAUGAUCCCCUCUCAGCUGUGGAUUCACAUGUAGGACGACAUAUUUUUGACAAAGUACUGGGACCAGAUGGGCUGCUGCAGCAUAAGACGCGGAUCCUAGUGACCCACAGCCUGAAUUUCCUGGCACAAGUUGAUGACAUUGUGAUGCUGGUGGCUGGAGCUGUGUCAGAACAGGGUUCUUACAGCACCUUACUGGCUAAUGGUGGGGAGUUUGCUCAGUUGCUCACCACAUAUGGGAACCAACAAGAGAACAUGCCCGAAGAGGAAGUCAUGGGUAAGAGGCAUCACCCUAAAUGGGUGGGGAUGGGUGAAGAGCUGGAACUAGAUGGAGACCCUGAGCCUGGAGCUGAAGAGAUGCCAGCUGACAUAGUGACCAUGACCCAGAAGAGCGAAGCCAGUAUUCAGCAGAAAAACUUCACCCGUAGGUCAGAGCCUUCUUCCUCCAGCCGGGGACUCAAGCCUCCUUCCAUGGAAGAAGUGAAAGGACAGAGGCUGAUUGAAAAUGAGGCUGUGGAAACUGGCAAGGUGAAGUUCACUGUGUACCUGCAGUAUUUGCGUGCUGUUGGGAGCGGAUUCUCGAUAUGGGUCUUCAUUGCCUACCUUGGGCAAUAUGUGGCCACAGUCGGUUCCAGCCUGUGGCUUAGUGCCUGGACGAAUGAUGCCCAGAAACUCAACCAGAAUGAUACGUACCCGGCCACCCAACGUGACAUGCGUGUUGGAGUCUAUGGGGCACUGGGUGUGGUCCAAGCUCUCUUCCUACUGGCCGGAUCCUUUCUUGCUUCCAACGGUGCCGUACGAGCCUCCCGCUUCCUGCACCUGCAGCUGCUCAGUAACAUCCUCCGAGCGCCCAUGAGUUUCUUCGAUACAACGCCAACAGGCCGCAUUGUGAAUAGGUUUGCCAAGGACAUUUUCACAGUGGAUGAGACCAUUCCAAUGUCAUUCCGCAGCUGGCUGAGCUGCUUUUUGGGAAUUCUCAGUACAUUGCUGCUGAUCUGCCUGGCUACACCUUACUUUGGAAUUAUCAUUGUGCCGCUGGGUAUCCUCUACUACUUUGUUCAGCAAUUCUACGUGGCCACAUCCCGCCAGCUGCGACGCCUGGACUCGGUCACCCGGUCUCCCAUUUAUUCCCACUUCAGUGAGACAGUGUCAGGCCUCUCUGUUAUCCGGGCCUACGGGCACCAGGAACGCUUCCUGUUGCACAAUGAGAAAAUUGUGGACGUCAAUCAGAAGUCUGUAUACUCCUGGAUCAUUUCCAACAGGUGGUUGGCUGUGCGCCUAGAAUUUGUGGGCAAUCUGGUGGUUUUCUUUUCGGCACUGCUGGCUGUCUUUUCCAAAGGCUCUUUGGAAGGUGGCAUUGUGGGACUGUCCAUCUCCUCAGCUCUCAAUGUGACUCAAACACUCAACUGGUUGGUACGGAUGACGUCGGAGCUGGAGACCAAUAUCGUGGCUGUAGAGCGUGUGCAUGAAUAUACACAGGUGGCAAAUGAGGCGCCAUGGGUGACAGCGCAGAGACCACCUCCCAACUGGCCCAGCAAAGGGGAGAUCUGCAUCGUGGACUACCGGGUGCGUUAUCGACCUGAGCUAGAGCUGGUUCUUGAUGGGAUCAACUGUGAUAUCAAGAGCACGGAGAAGGUUGGUGUCGUGGGCCGAACAGGAGCUGGGAAAUCCUCCCUCACUAACUGCCUCUUUCGCAUCCUGGAGGCAGCUGGGGGAAAGAUCCUGAUUGAUGGGCUGGAUAUAGCAACCAUUGGCCUGCAUGACCUGCGCCAGAACCUUACCAUCAUCCCGCAGGAUCCCGUUCUCUUUUCGGGGACCUUGCGCAUGAACUUGGACCCAUUUGACCAGUACUCGGAUGAGGAAGUCUGGCAUGCUCUCGAGCUAGCUCACCUGAAGUCUUACGUGCGUGACCUGCCUGAGGGACUGUCCCACCUAGUGAGCGAAGCUGGAGAGAACAUGAGCGUGGGACAGAGGCAACUUCUCUGUCUGGCUCGAGCCCUCCUCCGUAAAUCCAAAAUUCUGAUUCUGGAUGAGGCCACAGCAGCUGUAGACAUGGAAACUGAUCACUUGAUCCAAGAGACUAUCCGCAGCGAGUUUGCUAAGUGCACCGUGCUCACCAUUGCUCAUCGGCUACACACCAUUAUGGACAGCAACAGAGUGAUGGUGCUUCAGGCUGGGAAGAUUGUGGAAUUCAGCAACCCCGAGCAGUUGCUUCAAGAAGAAGGCAUCUUUGCUGGCAUGGCAAAGGAUGCCGGUAUUGUGGGAACCCAGGACAGUGCCCUGUAAGGGACAAGGGCAAGCCAGAACAAGGUCGGGCUGACUUCACAGGACUCUGCUGUAGCUGCCCAAGGGCUGGCCAGGCUGCCUUUGUUUCUUUGUAACACUUUAUCUGCUAGCAAUGGGCACCUGGGCUGUGCUUGCACUUCAUGGACCAGCUCCUGAUGCUGAACACAGGCACAUCUGGCUGAACUAGAAGAUUGCAGCUUUCCUAGAGGCCAGGAAAGAUGUAUUGAAGUUGUACUUUUAAAAGCACACCUUUCCUUCAAGAUGCAGCUCUGUUGAUCGUAACUUUUUUUUUUUUUGCUGUAUGUCUUUUAGACUUUCCAUUGAUUUCCAUGCCCUGCACUAGGCCACAAAGGCCUUUUGCUUCCUAUUUUGGCUGUUCCAUUUUAUGACAUGCACUUCCCUUCAUUUUCAUGAUGUUUUUGAAGUUCCACACAGCUAGUUUGCGUGCU
This is a messenger RNA of Gekko japonicus, 5126 nucleotides long. It is a transcript of the gene ABCC2, whose product is annotated as ATP binding cassette subfamily C member 2. The record is from RefSeq and is a predicted model, not a curated record. Gene Ontology annotation, cellular component: apical plasma membrane. The transcript is spliced from 33 exons. Gene Ontology annotation, biological process: transmembrane transport. Lineage: Eukaryota; Metazoa; Chordata; Lepidosauria; Squamata; Gekkonidae. Gene Ontology annotation, molecular function: ATP binding; ABC-type transporter activity; ATP hydrolysis activity. The coding region runs from base 1 to 4677 and encodes 1558 amino acids.